This is a messenger RNA of Babesia sp. Xinjiang, 1605 nucleotides long. It is a transcript of the gene psmA1, whose product is annotated as Proteasome subunit alpha type-1. Gene Ontology annotation, molecular function: metalloendopeptidase activity. The transcript has 6 exons. Gene Ontology annotation, biological process: CAAX-box protein processing; ubiquitin-dependent protein catabolic process. Bases 1 to 1605 code for a protein of 534 amino acids. The record is from RefSeq and is a predicted model, not a curated record. Gene Ontology annotation, cellular component: proteasome core complex, alpha-subunit complex; endoplasmic reticulum membrane; proteasome core complex. NCBI's taxonomy places the organism in Eukaryota, Apicomplexa, Aconoidasida, Piroplasmida, Babesiidae.
AUGUACCGCAACCAGUACGACACCGAUUGCAUCACCUGGUCACCUCAAGGGCGCCUAUUCCAGGUGGAGUAUGCGAUGGAGGCAGUAAAACAGGGUACUUGCUGUGUAGGUAUCAAGUCAUCGACGCACAUCGUCUUGUGCGCGGUUCGCCGUAAAUCCUCUAGGCUCGCCGACUAUCAAGACAAGCUAUUCCGAAUCGGGGACUAUAUCGGAGUGGCGAUGUCUGGAAUUACCUCUGACGCAAAGAUGAUCGUGAACUAUAUGCGCAACGAGUGCCUCAACAACCGCUUCCUAUACGGUUGUGACAUCACCGCUGAGAAACUUGUAUCGCUGAUAGCUCAGAAGUCACAGGCGAACACGCAGACAUCAUCAAAACGCCCAUUCGGUGUCGGCCUCCUCGUCGCCGGCUACGACGAUAAGACAGGGCUACGUCUGUACGAGACGUGUCCUAGUGGCAAUGUGUUGGAAUACAAUAGUGCAAAGACAUACCUCGAGAGGAAGAUUGCCAACUUCAAAGAAUCUGAACUGGAUUCUCUGAUAUACCACGCUGUUAAGGCGGUCAAGUUGACUGUCCCUAGUGACGGAGAACAACUGCGUGUUAUAAACAACGAGUUGCGCCUUUCACUUGACCGCAAACACAAAACAGACGCUUCUGAAAAUGACGAUGAAAUUCGCAAAAAGGCGCAGAAACACGUAGAUGUGUACCUUCUUUCCGAGGAUUACUACAAGACCGUGGAGUACGCGCGUGACAAGCUCGUCUUCCAAAUUGUCAGCUCACUGAUGCAGAAUGUUAUCUCUAUUAUGAUGCUAUUCACAUUCUUCGGGCCCAUCCUUUGGCAUUUCUCAGGUUCCCUACUGAAAACACCCUCAGAGACAUACCAGGUGGGCGCCUUCGUCGCAGUGUUCUACUUGUUCAUGAUGGUGAUAUACCCGGAUUUCAUCGCACCGCUAUUCAACAAGUUCGAGCCGCUCAAUGAUGAUGAUCUAAAAGAGGGAAUAGAGGCUCUUGCAAAGAGGCUUAAGUUCCCAUUGCGAGAAAUUAAGUUGAUGGACGGUUCAAGACGUUCCAACCACUCCAACAUGUACUUCUACGGUUUCUGGUGGUUCAAGAAAAUUGUAAUGUACGACACGCUUCUUAAACAGCCAAAGUCACAAAUCAUUGCUAUCACGUCACAUGAACUGGGACACUGGAAGUGCAACCACACCCUCAAGUUGUUGCUCUUCAGCUUCGCUCAACUGUUCGCCAUUUUUUACCUGUUCGGGCUUUACAAGGAUGAUGCAUCGAUGUUUGAGAGUUUCGGCUACGGCAAUGAGCGUGCUUUCAUAGUAGGAAUCACUCUAUUCGGCUACAUAUACACCCCUCUUGGCGUCGUGCUACACCUUAUAGGUACCACCAUCACGCGCCGGGGAGAGUACGAAGCGGAUAAUUUCGCGGUGAAGAUGGGAUACGGAGACGAUCUAGCAAAAGCGCUAGUAGAGAUACACCACAAGAACAAAUCCAUGAUACAUCACGACCCACUAUACUCAUGGUAUCACUUCACUCACCCAGUACUCUUCGAGCGUGUGUACGCCAUAUACAAGGCAAUGGCGGAUAAGAAGAUUUGA